UCGAAGGAGUGGAAUCCAUGGACUCCUCGUCGGCCAGCGCCAGCGGCCAGCCGGGACCUUCUCCGACCCUAACCUCGGAGUCGUUGUCCUUGCUUCGCGAGGGGAUAUCGCUCGUCCUCUCCCGAUGGACGGCGCUGCGGAUGGCCGUCGAGAACGAGUGGGGCGGGAGAGACUCGCAUCGGAAAUCCGAGGAGCUCGUCUCCACCGUCCUCUCUUGGUUCACCCAGUCCAAACCUCCGCUUUAUAUUGAUGAUCUGGAAAGCAUACUAGACGAGAACAUGGUGCUUUCUUUCAACACUGAAAUCGAGGAUGGCAGCAUCGAGGAGGUAGCUGAACAACUGAUGAUUAUGCACGAAGAUUGUCUUAAAGGUAAUUAUGAACCAAUCGAGCAGUUGAGGAAGUUGGGUCCUGGGACAAGCGCUGUUUCUCAAAGUAGACAGGUGGUUGAUGACAAUGAGGAUGAGAGUUCAGGUGAAGAAAUAUCGGAUAUGAUGGUGGACGAGCCGAAGCCAAAUAAGAUGGCUGUGGACGAGCCAAAGCCAAAACAAACGACCGAUGAAGAAGGAUGGUCUGUUGUCGUUCCCAGGCGUAACAGAGGUAAAAGGUCGGGGUAGAAUAAUCCAGUGAGUGUAAGCGAUCAUAUGAACACUAGUGCUGGAAACAUGCAAGGCUCUCAAGACGAAGCAUGAAUACUGGAAUCCGUGAUCUGAUCUUCCCCCUGUUAUUCAUGAACAAGUACUCUGCCAGUUUUGGCUAAUAGGCUUGCUUCUCUCAUUUAUCAUAAAAAUUAGAGACGGUUGUAUUUAUUCAAAAUGCGAGCAGCUGUAGAGAUGUGGAGAAUGAAAAUGCAUGAAGUCAAUUUUGUGUGCUAUGG
This is a messenger RNA of Elaeis guineensis (African oil palm), 874 nucleotides long. NCBI's taxonomy places the organism in Eukaryota, Viridiplantae, Streptophyta, Magnoliopsida, Arecales, Arecaceae. The record is from RefSeq and is a predicted model, not a curated record.